UGGUUGAAUGGCAACCCAACAACAACGAGCAGUAAACCGAUGAUGCCUGCCUGAUUGAUCGCCUACAACCACAAUGCAUGACUCCAUAUCAUACCCUGCAGGGAUUGCGCGCAGAAUUUUUUUAAAUUCCGGUCAAUCGGUCUGAAUACUUUACGUUCGACGUUGCAGGAAUCCAAAUAGGGGACGGAACUAGGACCAAAUGCUGCGGUGUCGUUUGGUGAUGUGUGCUGCAUGAAUCGCAUGGAUCAAAACUGGAUUGAGUCUUCAGGGAUUUAGCAGUUUGUCAUACUAUGCAGUCAUAGGCUAAUACAGAUGAGAACCGUUUUUUGGAUGUGGGUGUGUGGGCUUUUGGGUGUGUGGAAUCGCGGAGUCUUCCUCUCCUCUGCUCGGCAAUGAAAGCGCGCGAGGGUCGUGCUGUGACGGUUUCGUAAUUUACAUUUCAUUUGCAUUUGAGUAAUUUAGCAGAUGCUCUUAUCCAGAGCGAUGUACAGUAGUGAGUGGAUACAUUUUCAUAUUAAUUGUAAGGAUGUAACCAUCCAAGCAUCGACAAGGCUGCAAUGAGAUGCACAGGUGUACGACUUCUAGCACUGGAUGAGACGCUCAACUAAUGUAGCCUAGACGUCAAUAUGGGAGUGUCCCCCACAACAUCACAUUUUUUAUUUUCAUAAUUUUUUAAAAUAAAGUGUUUGGGCAACAUAUUCGCAACGUAAUAGAUGUUUGUAUGGCCAACUAUUGGAGUUGUGUAACGUUUUUAUUCCAUGGCCUAUAUAACAACAUUCGGCAACAUUUCUGCAUACAGAGCUUCAUGUUUGGAUUAUAAUUAAUUAAAACGAACUUCUCCUGGAAAUAUAUUAUCCACCAGAGUUGCGUUUGUUGUUAUCGUAUAUCUCCCAGGUGACUUUUCUUCCUAUUUCAUUGAUUUUAAGUGAUUUUCAGAGCAUUUUACCAUCUGCUGCCAAAUGUAUCCCAAGUCAUGAAUAGGCCUAUGCAUCACAUUUUCAAAAGUAUCCUGGACACACAUUUGUUCUACCAUAGUGGACUUUUAACUGGACACAUUUAAUUUACUUUAACGUCCUCUGAUUGUUACCUUACCUCUAGAAUUAACUCGUCACUGAUUUACCAGGCGUUUCAUAGACCUGCCGCUGAAGAAAACAUUGUAACAAUGUAACAAAUGUAACAAAAUUGUAAUAAGAACAAUAGCCUAAUUCUUAAAAAGGUUAGGGUCGAGUUGGCUUUCAUAAGAAACUUUGAGCAGGCACGUGUGUGGUCCUGUGCGUUGCUUUUUCUAUUAUUUUUUAUCUGAGAAAUAUCAUGUCCCGAUCUAACAGUGUUAGCCCGCCCGGAAUCGGUGCGCCUGGGCUGAGGGGAGGGACUGAACUGAGAUCAGCUUGGGGCGAGUCUGAGUCUAUUGCCAACGGAUGCCCAUACUCGGCUAGAUCUCCGAGCAAAAAGCUCGCCCGUUCGAACAGCAGAUGGACUGAAGGAGAUGAUGAUCCCGACCGACAGCCCAGACCAGGACGAGCCACGACAAUGGUUAGCAGGGUCAGUUUUAGGUCUAGAUCUGCGUGGCAAGAGCAUGGCACUGGAGAGGAGAGCCGUAACAACAACCGAUCGUCCCCUAAACACGCAGAUGGAGCCGGGGAAGUGAGACCCAAGUCUGUGGAGUUGGGCUUGGAGGACCGUAGAGUGAAGGGCACCAAACCCGAGGAGGAGGAACUCAUGUCUGAAGUACACUUUUCCAUGGUCGCGUGCUGCAGCAGCGCGAUGCAGAUUUUCAGAUCCAAGAAAUUCCAAUCGGAGAAGUUGGAGAGGCUUUACCAGCGUUACUUUUUCCGGCUCAACCAGAGCAGUUUGACCAUGCUCAUGGCCGUUUUGGUGCUCCUGUGCGCGGUUAUGCUGACAUUCCAUUGCGCGGGGGGAGGAUGCCGGAUAGCUUACGUUGUGGUCUUUUCUUUGGCCACCUUACUUAUCCUCAUCUUGAUGGUGGUGUGCAAUCGGAACGGGUUUCAUCAGGACCACAUGUGGAUAGUCUGCUAUGUGGUCAUUCUAGUCGUGCUGGUAUUACAAGUGAUUGGGGUCCUCCUCGUACAUCCGCAAAGUGCCUCUGAGGGAAUUUGGUGGACAGUGUUUUUUAUCCAUGUCAUUUACACGCUGCUCCCGGUUCGGAUGCGGGCUGCUGUUAUCACUGGAGUUAUACUGUCUGCCAUCCAUGUGGUCGGGUCUUGGAAGUUAAACGAAAAGGAUGCCUUUGUAUGGAAGCAGAUAGUGUCCAACGUCCUGAUCUUCUCAUGUACUAACAUCGUGGGCGUGUGUACCCACUACCCAGCCGAGGGCUCCCAGAGACAAGCAUUCCAGGAGACCAGGGAAUGCAUCCAGGCUCGCCUCCACUCACAGAGGGAGAAUCAGCAGCAGGUAAAGGUAAAGAGCAACCCAGCUCCGAGACCACUGAGGCAGCCCUGCACUGGGGACACAUCACCCGCGUCUCUCAUUACCGAGCGUAGCUACGCCCUGUCGGACACACCCAGCCCAGCUCCCUACAUACCCUCACUAGCCCACCCUUCCGUGGACACGACAGCCCAAGCUCCGAUCACCACUAUCCGAGCCCUGUCUGGGGACACACAGCCCAGCUCCGCUUUGUGUUGUCCUACAGGGCUGCCUACCAGUACGAUAUGA
Molecule: messenger RNA, 2673 nt
Organism: Salvelinus sp. IW2-2015
Lineage: Eukaryota; Metazoa; Chordata; Actinopteri; Salmoniformes; Salmonidae
Source: RefSeq, a predicted model, not a curated record